Molecule: messenger RNA, 784 nt
Organism: Camelina sativa (false flax)
Lineage: Eukaryota; Viridiplantae; Streptophyta; Magnoliopsida; Brassicales; Brassicaceae
Source: RefSeq, a predicted model, not a curated record
UUCAGAUCAGAAAUCAGAACCACCAUAGAUAGUCCUCCUCCGUCUCCGUCUGUUUUCUCAGUCGAUCUAAGGUUCAUGGCUUCGCCAGAGGAGAUUGAUGAUGAUACAUCAGAGAUUCCAUCCCCGCCAAAGAACGUUUACAAGGAUCCCGACGGUGGAAGACAACGAUUCUUACUGGAACUUGAAUUCAUUCAAUGUCUCGCCAAUCCUACUUACAUCCACUACCUGGCACAGAAUCGGUAUUUUGAAGAUGAAGCAUUUAUUGAAUACUUGAACUAUCUUCAAUAUUGGCAGCGACCAGAGUACAUCAAGUUCAUAAUAUAGGCAACAGUUUUACUAUUGGAAGAACUACAGAAACAACAGGCUGAAGCACAUUCUACCUCGGCCUCUUCCAGAGCCUAUAGCUCCACCACCACCACCUGCACCUUCAACUUCUUUGCCACCUGCACCAUCAGCAACUGCUGCUCUCUCUCCAGCCCUUUCUCCCAUGCAGUACAAUAAUAUGCUUUCUAAGAAUGACACCAGGAAUAUGGGGGCUGCUGGUAUUGAUCGUAGGAAGAGAAAGAAGGGUACAUAAGCAUUUCUUUCCCUGAAGCACACACCAUGGUGCCGGAUAUGCUUUCCUGCGUUUCCUAGGGGGAAGCCUACUUGACUCAGGUUACAAACAUGUUGGAAACUCGGUAUACUCAUUCCGUGUUAUAGGCCGUAGCUGAAAGUUGUCAUACAUGGUGUUCAGUAUUUGUUUAUGAUACACAACCCCCAAUCACUAUCAGUCUUUGUCUUU